Molecule: messenger RNA, 1814 nt
Organism: Pseudomyrmex gracilis
Lineage: Eukaryota; Metazoa; Arthropoda; Insecta; Hymenoptera; Formicidae
Product: GTPase Era, mitochondrial
Exons: 3
Coding region: 666-1688 (340 amino acids)
Biological process (GO): ribosomal small subunit assembly
Cellular component (GO): mitochondrial matrix
Molecular function (GO): GTP binding; ribosomal small subunit binding; rRNA binding
Source: RefSeq, a predicted model, not a curated record
GUCUAUGGUGUGGACAUAUCGCUGGUUUACAGAGCGUAAAAACUGGUUCAGUUUUUUUUAUAGCAGUUUUGGACUGUGUCCAGUUAAGCAAGAAAGAACGAACGAACGCAGGAAAUGCAGGAAAUACGACAAUUGAAACGCGGGAAUAGCAGAAAUUGAAAGAAGUGCGAAAAAGUGCGGACUGUCCGCUACUGCGCAUGCUUCGUAACACAUCGGACAGCCAUCUUCUCAUUCCUUCGUUUUCACUUUCUCGACUUCUUUCAAUUCCAAUUAUUUCCGCAUUUCCUGCAUUUUCUGCGUUGGUUUGUUCCCUCUUUUGAAGAAAAAGAUGGAGGGUAUGUAACAAGCAUGCGAUGUAAACAUAACCCUUGCGAGAGAGCGUUCUGUAAGGUGCGGUUUGUCGAAAAGAUGAAAGACAAAAUCUCAUCUAAGAACAAGAGGUAAAGAAAAGAUUUUGAGAAAAAGAAAAAGAGUUAAUAAAAAAACGAAUACGCUAAGAAGUACACACGGAUGUGUCGAGAAAUGUAAAUAUCAAAUUUUGAAAGAAACCGCGUUGUUCGCGAGAUGAAUACCUAACCUAACCUAACCUCAAGUUAACGCAAAGUUUCUUUUCGAAAAUUUUGUUUCGGUAGAUUGUCAAGAGAGAUCAUUUUAUUUCUCUCAACAUGUUAUUUGCCAUCGAAAGAUAUGCCAUACGCGCUGGUUCGCGAUGUGCACGUCGAUUUUUCUCAAAGAACGUUGACGUUCUAACAAAGGACAAACAAGAAUUCGUGCUGCAACCCGAAAGCAAUUUCACGUCGAUACGACGGGAAGGUCAAAAAGUUUUGAAAAUUGCUGUUCUAGGCGCUCCGAACGUUGGGAAAAGCACACUUGUUAAUCAACUUAUCAAGAGAUCGAUAUGUCCUGUAUCGUCCAAGGUACAUACCACACAAGCCAAAGCACACGCAGUUUAUUGCGAGAAUGAUACUCAGCUGGUAUUUAUAGAUACGCCUGGUAUGGUUUCACCAGCGGAGUGUAAACGUUACAAUUUGGGAAAUAGCUUUGUAAGAGAUUCGCAACUCUCUUUAAAAGUAGCGGAUAUCAUAGGAAUUGUACAAGACGCACAUAACGUAUUCACGAGAGAUAAAAUCGAUCCGAAUGUGUCGAAUCUAUUGACCGAAGAUAUAAGAAACACCAUACCUAUGAUUCUAAUCUUUAACAAAGUGGACAAGGUGAAGAAGAAAGACAUAUUGUUACAUCUUGUCAAUGUUCUAACGAAGAGUAAGAAUUCUCUGAAUUUCGCUGACAUUUUUAUGAUAUCAGCAAUGACCGGAGAUGGCAUCGAUGAUUUGAGAACUUACUUAUUGGACUCUGCAAAACCUGGAGAUUGGUAUUACGACAAACACAUAUAUAGUGAUAACACGUGUGAGGAUAUAAUACAGCAGACUGUGCGCGCCAAAUUGCUAGAUAAUCUACCGGAUGAGAUUCCUUACAACUUGAAAGUUAAGUUGGAACAUUUCGAUCCCGGACCCGACGACAGCAUUAGCGCACUGGUAUCCGUUACGUGUCCGAAGAAACGUAUUGUUAACCUCAUUUUAAGGAGCAAAGGCAGAAGAUUGAAAAAUAUCGCUGUUAAAGCGGAAGAGGAAUUGAGACACGCGUUUCGGACGCCAGUAAGAUUGAGGAUAUCCGUGCAGUUAGCCCAAUAAUUUAUAUGUGUAUCAAAUAAAAUUAUAUAUUUAUAUUAUGUUAUAUUAAUACGCAUCAUACAAUUUGGAAACGAGUUUUGCUUAAUAACAAAGCGAAGCUGGAGCAAGAUUUAUUUUUUAGAUAAA